CCUCCUCUCAAGUCAGCACGUCCACGGUCGACAGCCCGAGCUUAUUAUCCUGGUGCCGCCACUGACAGUAAUAACUUUAAAACUGCAUUGCCCCGGCCUGACGCAGACGGACCAGGACUCACGAUCACCACACCUGCGACCUUUUCUCCCCACCGAAGCCGCCGUAUCCAAACAGACCGACCACACCAUCGUCCUCUCUACCACGCGACUGACUGCAUCUCGUCCGAGACCAUGGCCGCUUGCAUCUUCUGCCGCAUCAUCAAGGGCGAGAUCCCCUGCAUGAAGCUUUUUGAGAGCGACAAAACGUUUGCUUUUCUUGACAUCGGACCCCUCAGCAAGGGUCACGCCCUCGUGAUACCCAAGUACCACGGCGCGAAGCUCGCCGAUAUCCCAGACGACCAACUGACCGAAAUCUUGCCCACGCUGAAGAAACUGGUCAACGCCACCGGCGCUGUCGACUACAAUAUCCUGCAGAACAACGGCACAAUUGCUCAUCAGCAGGUGCAUCAUGUUCACUUUCACAUGAUCCCCAAGCCCAACGAGAGCGAGGGUCUCGGCAUCAGCUGGCCUGCGAGCACCGGAGACAUGGAAAAGCUCAAGGCUCUCUGCGAGGAUAUCAAGUCCAAAAUGUAGGCCUGCCGUCUGUAAUGAAGCAGGCUGGAUACCGGGGGGG
This is a messenger RNA of Purpureocillium takamizusanense, 673 nucleotides long. It is a transcript of the gene HNT1, whose product is annotated as Bis(5'-nucleosyl)-tetraphosphatase (asymmetrical). Gene Ontology annotation, molecular function: catalytic activity. The record is from RefSeq and is a predicted model, not a curated record. The coding region runs from base 232 to 633 and encodes 133 amino acids. Gene Ontology annotation, biological process: nucleotide metabolic process. The transcript has 6 exons. NCBI's taxonomy places the organism in Eukaryota, Fungi, Ascomycota, Sordariomycetes, Hypocreales, Ophiocordycipitaceae.